Molecule: messenger RNA, 1050 nt
Organism: Tarenaya hassleriana
Lineage: Eukaryota; Viridiplantae; Streptophyta; Magnoliopsida; Brassicales; Cleomaceae
Exons: 1
Coding region: 248-913 (221 amino acids)
Source: RefSeq, a predicted model, not a curated record
UCUAUAAAUAUUAAACUUAAGCAAACCAACCCUCACAACAAAACAAAAAACAGAGUGCUCUGUUUUGUUCCUAUUCUGUCCCCAUGAAACAGACUGCUCUGUUUUGUCUCUUCUCAUCAUCCAAUAUGGAUAUCAUCGUUCCUCUGUUUUCUCUCUUGAGAGCAACACUCACUGCUUCUCGCUUCUUGUUCCCAAAACUCGUCUCUUUCGAUUAAACAGAAACCCUUUGCGUCCGACACAUUUCCCGAUGGAUUCGAUUCAGUUUCACCACAUAAAGCUGGAGAAAUCGAGAAAAGUCACGAACUUCACGUCGAUGCGGGCCUUCACGAGCUUGUUCCGGCUCAUUGAACUCCUUCUUCUUCUUGUAUUGGUCUCGAAGCUCUACUUCCGGAUUCCGGUGGCCGUCAAAUUCUCCGGCGACGCUUUCCGGGAAGCCGCCGUUUUCCUCGUGAGCCCGAGGUUCGUGUUCGUUCUCGGGAACGCGAUAGUGAUCACUCUCUUCGCGAAAUCAGGGCGUUACUCGGGUGGUCAUGACCCUUCAAACACAGCGGCAAUGGUCGAUGUUUAUCAAGAGCUCAUCAAAAAAAGCGAGAAGAGAUCCGAAAUGGAACGUUACGAGAUCAAUAAGAGGGGAGAAGAGAGGAGAUUGGUCGAAGAGAAAAGGGUCGAGCGAAUCUGCAGGAGAAUUCAGUCGGAGAAAUCUUUCGAGGCAGUGAAACCGGAGGCACGUGGCGGGAAACUGAAGAGGUACGAAUCGGACAAGUAUCUGAGGAUCUGUGAUUCCGACAAGGAGCUGGUGAAGUGUUCGUACCCAGAAGACGGUAUGAGCAAUGAAGAGUUUAGGGACAAGAUCGAAGCUUUCAUUGCGAGGCAGAAGAGGUUUCAGAAGGAUGAAGAACACUUUGUAAUUUAGUGUCGCUUCAUCAGUGAAUAUAAACUUUUCUUUACUUUUUUUUCACUUUUUUUAAAAAAAAAACAUUACUAAUUACCCUUUGUAACUUUUUCAAGGCCGUGUAUAUUGAAAAGUCCGCACAGUUAUUUCAACGACUA